Anopheles moucheti is the source of this 4652-nucleotide messenger RNA. It is a transcript of the gene smo, whose product is annotated as protein smoothened. Gene Ontology annotation, biological process: central nervous system development; smoothened signaling pathway; commissural neuron axon guidance. The record is from RefSeq and is a predicted model, not a curated record. Gene Ontology annotation, cellular component: dendrite; plasma membrane; cilium. The transcript is spliced from 4 exons. Lineage: Eukaryota; Metazoa; Arthropoda; Insecta; Diptera; Culicidae. Bases 444 to 3812 code for a protein of 1122 amino acids. Gene Ontology annotation, molecular function: transmembrane signaling receptor activity; patched binding.
UUACUGUCUUAGGACUUUUCGAUCGCGGAUCGUUUGAAGCGCAUUUUAUAGUUUUGGACGGUGUAAUUGCAGUAACCCUAUCAGGCAGUCGAAUGGAGGGAGGAAUGGGUGGUUUCUAUUGAAGUUUUAUGAAACCACCCCCUAAACACAGCACCUGGAAUGCAGUACGCGAGUAGCAGGGAAUAUCCAUUGUAACUAAAAUCAAUCCAUUAGUAUUCAAAACAUACGAAACCGUGUGUUUGAUAUUACUGCCCCCAGAUAGCUUUCUGUGGUAACUAGUGGACGCUGUGCCCUUGCGAAGAAAGUUCGAUGUUGAAUGCGCUGUUUCUAUAUACAUCAGACUCCCGCAGAGUCAAGCGUGUUGGAAUCGCUGGAAGGUGCCCUGGUUGUGAGGAUAGCUGCAACCACUAUUUGACCUACACGUAACCUGAGAAUAGGCCAAGAUGAAGGAAACGAUGAGGAUGAUCAUUUACCUGUUAGUGGUAAUCUUCAUUACCGCUUGCCAGUGUAAAGAAAUGAACCCUACAACGAAUCUUAUAACGCCGGAAUCAUCACGACCGAUGUUGGAAUCGAUCAACGGUACGCGCAACUAUCGUAUGCAUGGAAAAAAGGGCAAGGACGAUAAGACCUGGUUCGAUGGGCGUGAAAUGCGUUACAUGUACUGUGUCCGGCCAGCAAAAUGUGAACCGAUACGGUACAAAUCGUGCCUCGGUUCGACCCUCCCAUACACAUCGAUCAGUCUCGAUCUGACUGAUUCAUACAGCCAGGAGGAAACGCACACCAAGCUGUUUCAGUACAAAGCUCUGAUCAGUGUACCGAAGUGCUGGGCCGUGAUACAACCGUUUCUGUGCGCUGUGUUUAUGCCGAAGUGUGAGAAAAUCAAUAGUCAGGAAAUGGUGUAUCUGCCGCCGCUAGAGAUGUGUAAAAUAACGCUUGAACCCUGUCGCAUACUCUACAAUACAAGCUUCUUUCCCGAGUUUCUCAAAUGCAACGAAACACUGUACCCUUCGAAGUGCAACAACGAUGUGCGAGAGGAAAUGAAAUUCAAUGCCACUGGCCAGUGUCAGAAGCCGUUAGUAGCGGCCGAUUUGCCAGCGAAUUAUUAUAAAGAAAUCGACGGAUGUGGCGUACAGUGCAAGGAUCCACUGUACACGGACCAUGAGCAUCGGCAGAUACACAAACUAGUCGCGUGGGGUGCUAGCGUGUGUUUUGCAUUUAAUCUCUUCACGCUCGCCACGUUUGCUAUCGAUUGGCAGAAUGCAAACAAGUAUCCGGCGAUGGUAAUAUUUUACAUAAACUUCUGCUUCGCUGUAUCCUGUUUGGGAUGGUUAGCACAGUUCACUCCGGGUGGACGGGAGGACAUCGUGUGUCGUAAGGAUGGUACGCUGCGUACGUCCGAGCCCAGUGCUGGUGAAAACCUGUCCUGUAUUGUGGUGUUCAUAUUGGUGUACUACUUCCUCAUAGCAGCCAUGGUGUGGUUCGUCAUUUUCACCUACGUGUGGCACAUGAGUUUUAAAGCGAUCGGAAAAAUUCAGGACCGGAUCGAUAAGAAGGGUUCGUAUUUUCAUCUGAUAGCCUGGUCUUUGCCGCUCGUGUUGACGAUCACCAUUAUGGCGCUGAGCGAAAUCGACGGUAAUAGUACGGUUGGCAUUUGUUUUGUCGGUUACCUUAACCAUCCGAUCCGGGGCGGAUUUCUUUUGGCUCCCGUGCUCUGCGUGCUACUGGUCGGUGGAUACUUUCUCGGCCGAGGACUGUUGACGCUGAUACGUCUACGAAUAUCGAGCAAGGAAAUUAUCUCGGCACGUGCCAGUAAAAAGAUCCAUCAAACGAUCGUAAGAAUGGGCAUCUGUACCACUUUUACGUUCAUAUUCAUCGUUGCCACCGUUUUCUGUCACGUGCACGAGUUCAGGCACAGUGCGGCCUGGGCGACUGCUUUGCGAAACUUUAUCGUAUGUCAAAUAACUUCCGUUUAUAACGAUGAUGUUACAAACAUCUGCCGUAUCGAGCAACGGCCCAGUGUGGCCAUACUACAGGUGCAUCUAAUCUGUUUGUUCGCGUCCGGAAUAGUCAUGUCAUCGUGGGUUUGGACCAACUCCACACUGGAAUCGUGGGGUCGGUAUUUUCGGAGGCGCUUCGGUACGGACAUCGACGAACCGGUGAAGCUCCAGAAGCAUAAGGUCAUCGCGCAGGCGUUCGCCAAACGGAAAGAGUUUCAAAAUCAGGGACGAUUAUCGAUCUCGUUCCAUAACUCGCACACCGAUCCGGUGGGUUUAAAGUUCGACAUCAACUCCGCCAUCGGUAGUCACGAUUUCAGCUCGACCUGGGCAAACAAUUUACCGCGAUUCGUUAAUCGACGCUGUGCGCUUACGGGAGCCGCGACCAGCUCGAGUCACGAUCCACGCAAAAACUCGGUAGAUUCAGAGAUCAGCUUCAGCGUACGGCACGUAUCGGUGGAGUCUCGUCGGAACUCGAUCGACUCGCAAGUGUCGGUGAAAAUUGCGGAGGUAAAAACGAAGGUUGCCAGCCGGAGUAGUCGUGGUACGGUAGUGGUUGGUGCGGCAGGUGGAAAACACACCCAUAAAUCGCGUCAAAGUCGAAGAAGGCAUGAUUUUGCCGCUACUGGACGACGAUAUAGCCGUAAAGAAAGCAGCACCUCCGUCGAGUCGCAGAUAGUGACGGCAGCAAUUCAAAAGUCCGGUUCAAGUGGAGCAGGUCGACAUUCAACCACGACGGGUACGUUUGGGACAGGCAACAUGCAACGUCGCACGGGAAUCGGUGCCAUGGACGCACAUCAGAUCAAUGAUUUGAUCUCGAAUGGCAAGCUGUUGCUUCCAUUCCUUCAAGGCCAGGGACUGACGACAUCGGAGGAUGAUAACGUGUCGGUGAGUUCGUUCAAACUACAAGAUUCCAAAUUCGACAUUAUUAUGAAGCAGUUUGAUGGAUCCAGCCGUAUGGGAGAUGGUGCUGGAUGUGCUAAUGUACCCGUACCAGGAACCACCACGGGUGGCUGUCGUAUUGAGGAGUAUCGCAGCAGUGAUGAUGAUGAAGAUGAUGACGAUGAUGAUGUGGAAGCAGAAUCGCUGCUUAACGGAAGAAAUGUCCCAUUGCGUCAGAUCACUUCUGGGCGGGAUGACAUCGUCACGAGGGUUGUCGAUUCUAAAGAUACGACAAUGGGAACACGCCACACCAAGGAUGGAGGAUCGCGUAUCAGUAAGACCGGUACGACCAAGAGCGUUCGCAGUCGCAAAACAGGAACUGGAUCUCGUCAGGGGACGAUGAGCAGGAAAACACAGCAUCAUAAUCGUAGAAAAAAAGAGAAAGCAAGGGAACGUGAGCGUGAAAAGGAACUGGAAAUGUUGGAACGCGCUCCAUCUCCGUCUGCUGGAACGUUUGGUGUUGAGACGAUGUAUGAUUUCAACGAUUCUUCCUUCACAUCGUACUGUUCCGAAUUGUCACCACUGCAGGUGAACAGCUCGUAUUCGGGUGUUUCAAUAGCGAAAACCAAUUCGCGCAAUUCCAAGCGUAGCUGUGAUGUCGGCAUACAGACUAAUGCGCACGAAAUUGCCACGCAGACCAUGUCAUCGUUUGAGUUUAGCGAAAAAGCACUCAAGAACGAGGAAAAUGCGGACAUAUAUACGGAAAACCAUCAGAUGCUGCCAGCGCUACCGAUAGUAGUACAACAAGCUCCAUCCAAACUUAUCCAAACAAUCGGUUCGACCGGCAUGGUUGGACGCAAACAGCGCGAUACGAACGAAUCGGCUGGCAUGAGUGAUGCGGAAAAAUUGAAAAUGCUUCUGCUGCCAUCGAAAUAAUGUUUAUCAAUUAAAUUUGAUUUUUCUUUCAACCAAUAUGAUAGGGCACGCAAGUGUAUAAGUGUUAACGCCUUAGAAGAGUAAAAUAGGUACGUAUCGAGCCUAUAUAGGGGAUCUUUUGAUUUCGAAUGUGGAAUACAGGAUAAGGAAUAUUAGGACAAUAAUUUUUAGGAGUGCCUUUUAAUGCUUAAGCAUGUCGUUGAUUUCAUAUCAGCAUACCUCGACCGCUGUGUAAGUGUGCAUUUAAAGCCAUAAGAUUGAUACUCAAUAUGCAGUAGAAUCUCAUCACCAGAUGUGCAAAUGUUACAAUAUUUGUGAGUAAAACGGAACAAACGAAGCAAUAAGGUCAAAUCAUAAACUAAUAGCAAGACUGAACAAUACGUCAGCAAUCAAGAACAAUUAUAAAAGCAACAAGACACAGUUAUUGUAAAAAUCGUGCUUCCUAAUGGACCAAAUUAAGCAAACGUGUUGAAAGACUAAAAAGAACAAAUGCAAACAACGACAUACAUUUAAUGAUUAUAUGAACAAUAUUAAUCUCUCGGAAUCAUUUUUUGUAGCGUCCACAAGUGUGUACAAGUGUAUUUGUACAUUGUUAACACAUUUCCGUUUUGAUGUGUUUUUUUUACAAGUAAAUGCGUAGAUUAUGCCUUCAAUUUUCUGGAGGAUCUCCUUUUGUCUCUCCCGACGAUCAUGCCAAACAUAUACGCCAUGUGUAAAGUGGAAAUUUAGUGUUGAUGUCUGGAUAGAUGAAAAGGAAAGUUUAUCAAUUUAUGCGCAACAGCAUCAGAAGACAUCGAGAAGAGUAUGAAAAUUGAAGGAUUUAAAUAAAAUUAUGGUAAU